AGCCAGAAUCGAAUGUCAUCAUGUCAUCAUGUCCUCUUAUUGUUGAUGGUUGUUUGCUUCAAGAUCCGCUGUGCCUUGACCCAGCCCUUCUUUCAUUGGUGGUCAUCGAUCGUGCUUGUGCCUGAACGAUCUUGCUUGAUGACGCGAAAGGGCUGAUCAGUCGGUUCUCAAUGCAGUUGCGGAUCGAGUUGCAUGUUGUAUGGUCCAAAGCCACAAUCUCAGCAAAGGCCCGGGCCCAGGACCCAGGACCGCGCCCAGGACCCAGGACCCAGGACCAGGCCCGCGCCCCAUGAUACGGUACGGUAUGCCGUCUGAUGUAUUGGUACAUCCACGAAGGUUGUACUGUACCUAGUACUAGUACUAUAGUACCGGUACAUGAUGCCUUCAUCUUGGCUUUAGUGCCCCCAAGACCCAUGCAUCAUUCCGUCAGCUCAAGCCUUCUUGAGGUUUGUUCAAAGUUCAAAGGCCCUGAUAGUUUGGGAGACCACUUAUUUACAUAAGCAAAGCACAAAGAAACUUCAAUGGUUACUUUUUUACAGCCUUGGAGGACAACACCCAUGGGGAUUGCAAUAUUGUUUGGGAAAUAUCACGUUCUCACAGGCGGCCACGACGGCCAAACUUUUUUCUUGGGAGCAAAUCAACGCCAAUGCCAAUUCUGUACAGAUAUACUCGUACAAGCAGUAUGCCUCCUCCCAGAGAAGCUUUGCCUUUGGGAAGAUCUCCAAAAUCCCAAAUGCACCCAACGAUGGUUCAAGAUUUCAAAAACCUUAGAAGAUCUCACAAAGAUCUUGAAUGACUUUUGGGUUGCUUGGCUGCUUCGAAAGCAUCCAGUUUGGCUCACAACUUAUUAAGAUCAAUCUCCAGAGAUUGAACAAGCAUCCAAAACAGAUCAGGAAGACGAACCAACAUUGUUGACUGUUGACCAUGAAGCUCGCCAUCUUUGCUGUGACCGCCGCUCUGCUCACCGGAUGCAGGGUGGCUGCCGGUGAGGAGCCCGAAAAAAGUGGUUUGCGUGCUGGCCGCAUGAAACCUGCUUCUUUGGCCAAGACUUUGGAUCUUCAUGACCCAGACCAUGUCGAGGAGGCCAAGGCAGACGUUAGUGGCGGAGUCCACCCUGCUGGCAACUUGAACUUCCACGGCCAUGGCCGGAACCUUGCAGACGGAUUCCCCAUAAAGUUCACGGGGGAUUCUCGCGGGUCGUGGUCCACCUUCAGGGGCUCGGAAAAUAGUGGAGAUUUUUAUUUGUGUGGCCUUGGGUUCCGUUGGGAUCCAGUUUGGCUAAUUGUGGGUUUGAAAACCUUGUAUUGCAGUAAUGACGUUUGGGAUGCUGGCAGUGACUGGCAAGUGGAGUACGACAAAGGGCACCACGAGACCCAAUGGGUUGAGAAAAAGUGUGAUCAAGGCUACUUCAUUAAUGGAGGAAAGCCUCAGAUUGACCCUGUGCUCAACAAGAACCUUCUAGGCUUUAAGAUCAGUUGCGCCAACAAGGCUGGAGCAAGUGUAUUCAAGACUGUUCGCCAACAAGAUGGUUUUGAUAGGGACAGCUGGCUGGGUCCGAAUACCUAUACUGGAAGAUUUGCUGCUGCAAUGAGAUUCAAGCAAGACAUUACCGUGUUUGAUAUUUCAUUCGAUAUGGUAGAGCCUCCCAGUGAAGCUUUAUCCAACAACCCUGUCAUAGGAUCCUGGGAAUCAAAAUCUUCGGGAUCUCCCUUCAACAUUUUUGAGCUCACGGAGUCGUUCUCGAGGACUGAUGGAAGGUCGGUAACCAACACGUUCGGGGAAUCGGUUGGUGCGGCAAUUGAGCAAAAACUAAAAGCGGGUGCUCUUGGCACCGGAACGGAAACGACAGUUUCAGUUUCAGCUGAAAUUUCACAUUCGCUGGCUAAAAGCGUGGAGAACACUCUUGAAAAGUCAGUCUCACAAACCUUCAGCGCCACCUGUCAAGGCGUUGAGGGCACCAAUAAAAAGAAGAAGAAAUUACACACACAAGGCGCUGAUGGCAGCUAUGCAGUAUUGUGGCAAUACGUUAUUACCCAAGAUCCAGACGCCGAGGGGUUGGGCUUUGACCUAGAAUCCACAUUCUUUGCCUGUACGCCAGGGCACAUGAUCAAGCCAAGAUGUGUUCCUGUGUUGUGCCUGGAUCUGGGGUGCCAGUUAUGCGACGGAGACGAGACCACGACCGACAGCGGAGGUGAUAGUUCUGGUAAAGUAUACGAGCACAGGAGCGGCAUCGGUGGUCUUGACGUGUCUAGUUCCCCUGAUGGCACAGUAUGGGCGAUCUCCUCGACACCAGAUGCCGGAACCAACAACUUGAUCUAUCGCUGGACUGGUGCCUGGACGAGCGUUGCUGGAUCUGCCAAGCGUGUUUCAGUCGGAAAUAGCGACAACAUUCUCGUGACUACAGCCCAAGGAAAGCUCUUCAAGUGGUCAAAAUCUUCGGGCGGCUGGGGACAUAUUUCUGUUCCAGAACCAGCACGUGAUGCUAGCAUUGCCGCCGAUGGUAUCAUCUGGAUGACGGCGAUUGGUUCAGGUGCACACGGAAAGAUCUACCGAAGGGCAGUCUCGGGUGUUUGGGAGACCAUUGCUGGGUUGGGAGAUCGUAUCGGAGCUGGAUCUGCUGAAAAGGCGGCUUUGUGCAAUGGACAGGGUUCGGUGUACAUUUAUAGAGACGCAGGAUGGAAACAUGGUGGUGAUUGCAAGCCAGGAUCGAGUAUUGAUGUGGACUCGGAUGGUACAAUUUGGAAGAUUAACGCAAGUGGCGCCCCCGUCAUGUCCCCUGAUUAUGGAGCCACCUGGAAUGCUCCCAUCACCGGCCAGACAGGAACGAGCAUUUGCGGAUCGAACAAGGACGGCUUCUUUUUGGUCACAGAUUCGUCGGAGAUCUGGCAGUACCACGACCCCACUCCCUAACCUCGCAGGUCAGCCUGAAGAAAGUACUGGUACAACCUGUGUAUAUUCGGCAACAAAAAACAUUGAAAUAAACAAAACCAAACAGCGAUCGAAAAGGAAAGCAACGAAAGAAAGACAGUAUACGUAUCCAACGAAGAUCCAAGAGAAGAAAGAUGCAUGACAAAGAAACCGGAACGAGGCAAGAGGCGCUGGAGAAGCCUGGUACCGGUACCGACAACAGUACGGUGCCGGUAUAUACUGUACAUGAAAUACAUAUAUUUUAUAGUAUUGAGCCAGAUUCGAUUCAGUCCUAAACGCACCAGCUGCUAGCUAGCUAGCUAGUAACGGUCCUGGUCCAGUGGGCACAUGCCUGUUCGACGGCUUCGAGGUUAACGGUGUGAGAAGAUCGAUUAUGGAUCUCACGAUUGCGUGUGAAUGACGACAACGACAGGAAGCAACGUCGGAUCCAGGCUAGCUCCAGUCUAGCCAGGUCUGUUUCUUGUGUACGGUACAUAUACCAGUCGAGUUCAUCGGAACAACUAAUAGAUUCAAGUUCGCUGCAGACCCGCCACGAUCACGAUAACACGGUCCCUGUAGUGUAGUAAUAUUAGAUCAAUCCCUUUGUUUCCCGAUUGGUCAAGUGUGAAGCCCUGGCCGUUCGAAUGGUGAUGGGUGUGAUUGCUUGUCCUUGUCCUUGUCCUUGUCCUGCACCUGCAGCUUGUUGCAUCUGUCUGGACUGCUCUACCAUUUUGUGCAGUACAUCGAAUCCAUCAAAUACCUUUCCAAUGCAAACAUUGUGCUUGCUGAAUUCGGUGUUGUCUUGAAGGUUGAUGAACACCUGGAGCCCCCCACCUGAGUUGUCGCUGCUGCCUUGAAGGGAGGGUUCGGACAAUCCCACUGUCCAUGCUUGAUGACGCUGUUGGGAUCGUUCAAUAAAGUCUAGUUUUGCCUGUUCUGCAACUUGUGUAUGUCCAGAUCCAACAUUCAUGAUCCGGUUGUUUUCUAGAUGAAUCUGUGCUCCAUCCCACUGCUUUUUAGAUAUUUGUUCGAGCCAUGUCCAUGCAGCAUGGGGUGUGUCAUGCCAUAGCAGAAUGGAAACCUUACUGGUGACUCCAUCCAUGACGACUUCCCAAAUGACUUGUACGGGUCCUUCUCCGAACUCGUGAACAAUAGAUCUGACGGCCGAGUGUUGAAUUCUGGCUUGCAGAGUGCGUACUUCAUGACUGAGUUCUCCGUCCAUUUCCCUGAGUUGUUGUAGCUGUUUGUCGAUCAAUGCAGAGUCAAUGCUGGGUGCCUGCUGCCCUUGGUUUUGUUGCGGUUGUUGUCUGUCUGCACUGUCAUUAAUGUUGUUGGGGUUGUUGGGUGGGUUUGAUUUGAGGUUGUCGAAUCUUUGUAACACUUGAUGCAACUGAAUGGACUGUUG
This is a messenger RNA of Seminavis robusta, 4312 nucleotides long. The record is from the annotation of a GenBank genome assembly. NCBI's taxonomy places the organism in Eukaryota, Bacillariophyta, Bacillariophyceae, Naviculales, Naviculaceae.